This is a messenger RNA of Pyricularia grisea, 5532 nucleotides long. RefSeq lists its product as uncharacterized. The coding region runs from base 1 to 5268 and encodes 1755 amino acids. The record is from RefSeq and is a predicted model, not a curated record. Lineage: Eukaryota; Fungi; Ascomycota; Sordariomycetes; Magnaporthales; Pyriculariaceae. The transcript is spliced from 2 exons.
AUGGGUCGCCCUCGAGGUCGUGGGCGUGGAGGUUCUCGUCGGGGCGGUGCUUCUUCUUCUUCUUCUUCUUCUUCUUCGCAUUAUCAUAUGCCAAGUGCUUAUGAAGCGAGCUUUGAAAAUACUGACGAUUUCUCCACUGCAACUGAUGCCGCCAUGAGCAAUGGCAGCAGCGCAGUAUUAUCCACCACACCCGCAAACUCCAACAACAACAACAGUACAGAUCUUGCUCUUCCCUCACAAUUUCCUUUGUCUUCUCCCACAAGCACCUCCACAAGCUCCCGCACGCCUGGAAAACCAUCCUCUUCUCAAACAGGUCGGGUUAAACCUUCUACACCGAAGCUGCCGUCGUCAGACAAUCAACCUGCGGCUCGUCAUGUGCGGUCGGAAAAGGCGCCACAAAAAUCUUCAUCAAACCUCACACGCUCUCUCACAUUAUCCACUCCCUCAACCCAGAUCCCUCAACCAACCACUCCUGCAAACAAUAGAGGCGUAAGCAGUACGCGUUCAACACGCCGAAGCACUUUUGAUGCAGGCAGUGACAUUGCUGCCAUGGGCAACGCACAUGACGAAUCCGUAUCAAAGGGCGGUCAUUCCCUACGCAGGCGCGCUCGUGUUGAUUACAGCCAAAUUGACACCGAGACGCUCGACAUGCUCAAGUCAGACCCUGAACCUAACAUCGCCUUCUCAUCUCGUGGCAGAAAGCGCAAGAUCAUCGCCCAUGAUCGUAGUAUUUAUGACGACCUGGACGAUGUUGCACCAUCUGUCACCAAAAAGGCACGUGUAGGAAGGUUCAAGGCCACAUCACCCCCUCCGUCUCUAGCUACUAGGCGACGAAGGUCAACUGCAAGGUCAUUCAGCACCCCACAGCCAGAUUUGUCGUCCUCUCCACGCUCUGGACAGGUCUCAGAUAACGACGUAAUGGAUGAAAUCCAAGUUGCCCUGGAAUCCGCCCAGUCCUCGUCGGACGGCCGGAGCAGCGAUCCAGAUAUCACGGCCGAAGAUCCGGCUCCUCAACCCAAUGAGGAGGACCCACAAGACUCAGAUUCUGAUUUUGACGACUUGGAGAGUUUUAAAUCUGGUUCUUCUGACCUUGGAGAUCUAUCCAUGUCGGCGCCCAAACCUGGCGUUCAAGACCCACUAUCAGAGCACAGAGAAGCACUCGACCAAUCAGAUGAUGAUAUGUCUCCCACACAUUUGCCCGAGGAUGGUGCUUCCUCUGCUCAGCGAGACGGUAUCAUCACCCGGAAAAGAAAUCCAAAGAGGCUCAUCGUCACGGUCUAUGCCGAAGAUCUCGUCCUGGAAAGCUGCCACCCUGGAUCUCAGUUCGCGCGCAAGCACAAAGAAGCCCGUGCAAAGGACAUGGAGCAGCGCAGUCCGAAGUCUUUGAACACUGAGUCCAAGAAAGAUACACUUGACACAACCAAUUCAGACGCUGAACUGGCAUUGCCGAACAAUAAUGAUCUGCGAGAAACUGCCCUCGGUGCCGAGUCUUCUGAUAAAGUUGACGAGGAUUCGGGACAACAAACAAUCAACGAUCCGCCACAAGAAGAGGCUGUCAAAACUGAAGAGGCAGUCGAAGACAACACAAAUUCGCCGAUGCAGGUUGACGAGCAUCGUAUCUCUCAGCCUUCCGAACAGAAUCAACCCUCACGCCACACGUCUCCAGGUGACAAUGUGGCGCAAGAACCAGCAGAGAACUUGGCCAAAGACGACUCAUUAGUCCCUACAAAUGCAGAGGAACAUCUGUCGUCUUCCCAUCAAAAUCAAGAAAAGACUGAUGCCAAAACAUUGCCUACUGGUCAUACUGCUAUCGAAGGUCGGGACGUGGAAAAGUCUCAAGCCGAAGAAUCUACUUCGGGAACACCAGAAAAUAAUUCAAAAGACUCCAAGGAUUCGGCCGCACAAAAUGCGGAAGCGCUGUCGCCACAGAUUGCUUCCAGCAACAUCGGCAAAUUGGCUGAUUACAUCCUCAGUCGUCACCACCAACAAGUAGCAGACAAUGCUGCGAAUGAGGUCGUUAACAGUAUUGUUGAUGAGGUUGUCGAAAGUCUUGCUAAUGAACCUACUCUACCGAUCCCCAAAGUUUCUCGCUCUGAGACCGGUGGAAACCAAGAUGGCGACCAACUAUCACAUGCGCGUGUAGGCAUAAAAAACACAGAUGAUAAAGUCGCUGAACCUGGAGAGCCCCUUGCUAGCGAUGUGGGAGAAAUUUCAAACGAAACCAAGACAAAAGAUGCAUCUAUGGAAAAGGCGCAGCAGCCCGAGGGCGUUGCGAGCAGGUCUCGCGAAGCGAGCUCGAUUGCUCCUGAAGAGCUCAAAGGAGAUGCACAAGAUCUCGGCAGCACGAAAAGGACUCCGCUACUGCUGCUCACCCAACCUGACAAAUCCGGGGCACCCCAAGCAAACUCAGACCAUGUGAUGAAUAAUGACAGCUCAAGAAGUACGCCCGCGCGCUCAUCACCACCUGUUUCGUUCACAGACCAGCAAAAUAUUGCUGCAAUGUCAGAUGGCGAGGAAGCCACGGCGCGCCUCACUCCCAUCACACCCACGGAGUCUGCGAUGCCAUCAAUCCCAUCCCCAUCUGACAAGGUCACGGAGAAAAAGGAGGACGCAGUCCCGGAACCAGCUUUGCCUGAAACCCAGCCAGGCUCACCUGAAGAAAUGACGACGGACGCUCAUGAAGCUUCUACAACACAGGAAGUUGAGCAGGAGGCAGUUGAGUCGCAGGUUGAUGCAGAGAAAUCUGCAGAGGAUUCACAGUCUGUAGAUGCCGAUGUUGAUGUGCAGCAGCCACCAGAGAUCGAAGGUGAUGAGCCUGAGAUAAGUCAACUAACUGCUGUUGACCCGCAUGAGGAUGACGACGAUCUUGAUCAAGACGCCGAAAUGAUGGACCACGAGGAAGAUGCUCAAGACAUUCAAGGUGCCGACGAGCUCGAUGUCGAAGCUGACGAGGCUGACGAGUCUCAUGAUUUGGAGCCAGUCGAUCUUAAGCCGUGGUCACAUCUUACCCCUUAUGUUGCCGAUGUUAGUCUGUAUCCGGAGCUCGAAGAGCCUGACACGGCUACCCCAUCUCCGGAACACCAACAGGAUCCAACCGAUGAAGCCCACACCGAGCUUGAAUCAUCGAAGGAUACUUUUACUGCCAGCCAAGACUCUAACGCGACCGGGAAGGAACACGCGGAAAAGCGUAGCCAGAGGCCCCGGCAAUUUUCGUACAAAAAGUUGCGAUCAGCUGACGACUUCAUCGAUGUCAUUGGGGACUACAAGUCUAUGAGCACAGAGGAUCUCUACGAAUGCCUGGCAAAGAUCAACCAAACAUUAUGCGCUUGGCAGGACGAGUAUGUGGGGCACCGGAAGACAUUGGACGCAGAGUUCAAUGCACCCAGGCGUAGAGCCGACGAGCCAAAGGAAGAUGACCGUGUCUCUAGGGCACUCGACCGGUACAAGACACUUGGUGUUUACGACCCCGAUACCCUUGAUAGCAGUAGACAGGCGCCAAAGGGCUUCCAGCUCCGGCGGACGCUCGAACCACGCAAGUGGUAUACUGAGAUCGACAAGGACGGAGACCAAGAUAAAGCAGAUGCUCGAGCGAAUGACAAGGUGAUGGCUCAGACAUACGGAUUUGAGUAUGACAGCCGCGAGUUAAUGAUCGGAAAGCAAGAGCCGCUGAACCAACGUGAUGGGCCUAGCAAGCCCCGAACUCGAGCUCGGCCAAAGACUCAGAAAGCAGCUGAGGCGGAAGAGGAAGGCGUCCUAGGCAAACGCGCCCGCAAGAAGCGCAUAUUUGAUGAUGAUAGCCGAGCUCCCAGUCGAGCAGCUACUCCGGUACCUGUGCCUACCAUCGUCAACAAGCCGGGACGGCGUGGCCGCAAGGCUGCCGCUGACCCUGAGCCCAAAGAGGUUGAACCCGAGGAGCCCGCUCCACCUCCACCUCCACCUCCUGCCCCGGCUCCGGCUCCGGCUCCAGCUGUAACUACCAGGCUCGGCCGCAGUCGACGUGGAGCUAAGGCGCAGCAGCAAAGCGAGCCUGAGGCAUCUCAGGAAAGCGUUCCUGCCGAAGAACCUCCGGUGCCUCCGCCCGUAACUCGAAAGAGGCGUCGCGGCGCGAACGGUGUCAAUGGUGACGGCGAUGCUCAGGCAAGCUCCCAGGAGGUAGUCGAGGAACAGACAGCUCCAGCUGUCAAAGAAUCUACACCGGCAGUAACGGACACCGAGGCUCUAGAACCGGGUGCCAAACGGGCACGCAAGAAGCUGCCUCGUCUUGACCUUGUCCGUCCAGCCAGUCGUCCUUCAAGAGGAGAGAUAUCAUCAGGCAACUUUUACAGCAAUGGCCCGUCGGUGGCACCAACGGAAGAUAACACGGAAGCGUCACGACCAUCUACGUCGUCGUCCAAUGCUACGGUCAUGUCCACUGCCUCUAACUACUCCUUCCGUCCCAAGCGCGGCAGGAACUUCCGAGAAGAACUUAACGGCGGCGAGCCCAGCACAGGCGAGCCAAAGAAGAAACGUACGCGCCGCAAGGGACCUGCCCCGUCUUCUGCCCCCUUGCCGGCCGUUCCCCUCGCGCCGGCGCAUACGCACCCAGGCGAGGGUAUUAUGCACAAGAUAAUGCAUCAGCAACCAUACUUUCCGCCACCGGCACAUUAUCCCCAUGCCUCGCAGCAUGGUUCUUUUGGCGUAAUGAACUUUGGUCCUGGUGCCCCGCCACCGAUGCCCUCGCACCCAACGAUCCCCAUGCCGCACGGAUCUGCGAUUUUCACGGGCGUUGGACACCCUCAUCAGUCGAUACAAUCUCCAGGACCCAUCACAAACGCCAGUAUCAACGGCAGAGGCGGGCGCGAGCUGAAAAUUAAGAAUGUAACGCCCUCGAUGGUCGGUGGAAGUGGUGGGCCCGGACCCGGUAGGGUUAUGGGCAUCGUGGGAAAUCGCGAUAUCCUCAUGUCUGCAGGACUGGCCACCGCACCGACGUCCGUUUCGGGCGGAUCAGUGGAUGCCUCACGGGCCAACUCGCCGUUUGCAGUAAACGGGGACGAGCCAGAGAAGGACUAUGCGUCAAUGACCAAGUCCGAGAAGAUGAGCCAUUCUAUGCGCUCACGCUGGCGAAAUGGAUCGAUGCAAGGCGCGGUGGCGAAGCGUAAGGAGACAUUGCGACUGAAGAAAGCCAAGGCCCAAGAGGCUGAGGAAACCCCAGGUGCAAACAAGGACUCUGCGAUGCCGGCUCAGGGCGAUGCUGGAAAACCUGCCAAGGAAGUUCCUGGCUCUGGUUGAAGGCCCAGAUAUGGAAGUGAGAAUAGGAUAAGAAUAUGAGGACUACGAGAAAGAGCAAAGUGGAAGGCGGAAAAGUCUAGGCGAUGCCGCAAUUUUUUAUGUAUUGAAAAGGAAGAGUGUCACUUGUUUUAUUACUUGAAGGUUUAGCGAUGCACUUGUUGAGGAGCAUGGAUUUUUUUUUUUUUUUUUUCACUACCUCGAACCAACUACGGAGUAAAAAGUAGUUGUGUGGCUCAUAGGAACAUACGCGAGGCUGGAGUCAUU